CAGACUAGAAUCUGAAACAAAAACGAUCAUGCUGAAGAAUUUCUAAAUACUGAAACUUGUACUAAGAUAAUGAUGACAGUAUGUCUGAUAUUGAAUCCUCUCCAUCCAAGCAAAAGAAGCUGCCUUUACAUCUCCACGAUCUUGAAUUUCAAGAAAGAGAUCCUAAAUGCGUCGACUCAUUCUGUAACUUGAUCAGCACAAGGCUUAAGUUACUAGAAAACGAAAUUCUUUCACAGCAUAAAGUUUGGGAAUCAAUUCAAAGAGAGGUAGAUGAAGUGAAAUCUCUAAUCGAAGACGGCGCCUCAACUUGCGAUUCAUCGUCUUCAAGCGGCCAAGAUAAUGAAAGCGAAGUGGUGGAUUCGGCUCUGGAGAGUCAUAAAACUUGUAAUAGCUUAUUAUGGAGCAAAAUCAAGCAAGCGGAAGAAAGUAUAGAACGAAAAACGUCUCUUAUGCAGAGUCUCAGUAAUGAUGUCACACGGCUAAAAAGUAGUAAGCAUAAAUUAAAAAAGAAACUGUCAAAGUCAAGCUCCAACAUAGAUUUGAUACUCGAAGUAACAAACGGCCUUCAUGUUUUAAAAUGCGAUGAUUGUAAGUUUUGUCAUGAGCAUUUAGAUUUUCGAGAAAGCCUUUUGUCAGCUGUAAUUGAAUUAAUACAUUUCAGUGAAAAAAAUUAUAACUGUUGUCUCGACGAAAAUAAAGCUUUAAAAGCAUGUUUGCAGAAAAUAUACAUGAAAACAAAGAGCUGCCUUUUACACAGUCAAGUUUAUUCAAAAAAUACUCACUUUCAACAAAAUUAUUUUUCAAAACAAAGUGGUGGCUCUUACGUUGAAAAUAUUUAUGCAAGUUUUGAAGAUUUUUGCCAACACUUCCAAAAUGUUCAAGAAGAGCUACUGCAAUUAAAGCGUAUUUUAUUAGCAGCUGAAGAAAGCCAUCUCGAUGAAAUGUUACAAGACUCUCAUUCAUCAGAAUGUAGGUGCUUUAGUGUCACAAAAGAAGGAACAAGUCGUCAUAAAAGGGAUUACGAAGACAAUGAAAUAAAGUUUGCUAAAUGCCGACAAACGAAUUCUUGUAAUUACGAGCAGAAAGUGAAAAGC
This is a messenger RNA of Stegodyphus dumicola, 1094 nucleotides long. RefSeq lists its product as uncharacterized. The record is from RefSeq and is a predicted model, not a curated record. NCBI's taxonomy places the organism in Eukaryota, Metazoa, Arthropoda, Arachnida, Araneae, Eresidae.